Molecule: messenger RNA, 1163 nt
Organism: Neogale vison (American mink)
Lineage: Eukaryota; Metazoa; Chordata; Mammalia; Carnivora; Mustelidae
Product: carbonyl reductase [NADPH] 1-like
Molecular function (GO): carbonyl reductase (NADPH) activity
Source: RefSeq, a predicted model, not a curated record
CUCACCACAGAGGGUACUGCUUGCUCUCCUCACAGCCAUGUCAUCAUCCCAGCGAGUGGCGCUGGUGACCGGGUCCAACAAGGGCCUCGGCUUCACCAUCGUGCGUGACCUGUGCCGGCAGUUUUCGGGGGACGUGGUGCUCACGGCGCGGGACGAGGCGCGGGGCCGCGCGGCCGUGCAGCAGCUCCAGGCCGAGGGCUUGAAUCCCCGCUUCCACCUGCUGGACAUCGACGACCUGCAGAGCAUCCGCGCCCUGCGCGACUUCGUGCGCAAGGAGUACGGGGGCCUGGACGUGCUGGUCAACAACGCGGGCAUCAUAUUCAAGCCUGGUGAUCCCACACCCUUUCAUAUUCAAGCAGAAGCGACCAUGAAAACAAACUUCUUUGGUACCCAAGAUGUGUGCACAGAACUCCUGCCUCUAAUGAAACCCCAAGACAGAGUGGUGAAUGUGUCUAGGAUAAUAAGCCUCAUAGCCCUUAAAAAGUGCAACCCAGACCUGCAGCAGAAGUUUAUAAUUGAGACCAUCACAGAGGAGGAACUGGUGGGGCUCAUGAACAAGUUCAUGGAAGACACAAAGAAAGGCGUGCACAGGAAGAAGGGCUGGCCUAAUAGUGCCUAUGGAGUGACAAAAAGUGUCACGGUCCUCUCCAGAAUCCAUGCCAGGAAACUGAGUGAGCAGAGGAAAGGAGACAAGAGCCUCCUGAACGCCUGCUGCCCUGGGUGGGUGAUAACAGACAUGGCAGGACCUAAAGCUACUAAAAGCCCAGAAGAAGGAGCAGAGACCCCUGUCUACUUGGCCCUUCUGCCCUCAGAUGCUGAGGGUCCUCAUGGGGCAUUUGUUAUAGAGAAGAAAGUUGAACAAUGGGGACCCCUCUAUCAGUUACCUUCAUGGCUCCCAUCUCAAAUCCCACCAUGACUGACCAAAACAACUGUUACACUGUCAAAAAUAUCCUUAUCAAAAAAACAGAAACAAAAAAAGAAUCACUAUCCCUACCAAGUAUUCACAUUGAAUUGGCUACUAAUUCUGUGAAGUUUCUUGUGAUUUCUUCUGUGCUAUGAGAGGGAAAAAAGUAGAAUUGAUGACAAUAAUUAAUGGACAUCACAAAUAAACAAUUCUAUAGUGGUUAUCACGUUCACCUCACAAAUAAACAAUUCUAAGUAAA